GGCACCGUGCCUUGUUUCCAGGUCGCCUUUGUGAAUAUGCUCUCCGUUUUAGCCGCACGAUAGGUGCACCUUUGUCAGGUGCACCUUUGCCAGUCACACAAUUGCGACCACUGCUCGGCAACACCAGAUGCCAGAGCUAGCUUACUUCUUCCUAGACUGUCCUUCAAAUAAAACUAGGGAGUACAAAAUGUAGGUUCGGUUACAUACUUGAUGUUUCGACAGCGGAUACACUAUGGUCAUUCUAUUCUGUUAAGACUUGACUCGAUCUACUACGAGCCUAGGCCAGGUUCAUCAUAUCUCUCGUGCGCAUAAUGUCAAUAUUCCUGGAAAAGCUUUACACGACGAAGAUUCCAUAUAUUCUUGUAUCUUGACUCCGGUUUAAGCUCUUUGAUGCGCCCCGCGGUCGCUUAUCGGUGCCCCUCUUACCAUACCAUACCGCUUAUCCGCACUCGCCCGCACUCACCUGCACCUCUUCCUUCGUCAUGAUCUGUGUAACAUUGAAAAAGUACUGUAUUUCACCCGGAGACAGCCGAUCACCGCGGAUAAUCGCCUGUCACGAAAAAAGAACUGGCCUGCCCUAUACCACCUUGUUAGAACUACACAUCUUUCCCUCGUGUCAGCCGAUCCUACCGCAGAGUUGCCAGGUCUCGAAUUCAGCAGGACCAUCCCUAGUGUUGUAGCAUUUUCCGCCCAUACUCCGCAUCGUGCUGGGACUUCCUGUUCGGGCAGAUCGUUAUCGGGUCCUACUCAGGGGGAAAAGUUAUAUCAAUAAACCCUGCUGUCUCCAUGGAUGCUUGAUUUUUGAGGAUUUGGUGAACUCGUCUUUUGAAGAGCGUUCAUAGUCCGAUACUGUGUGACACAUUCCUUAAAACUGGACUGGCCUGGCACUGGAUAUCGCCUUUCACUCUUUAUCCACUUUCAUUGAUCGAGUUGCCGAUCCCCCUCGCUUACAACACGUCAUGGCGCAAGCAUACGCAUAUACCGUCUAUCGCGGCACUUUCAUUCAGACACUUCGUCUACCAGAAUCUAACCCUCGGCCCAAGACCGAGCUUGUGCGCAAUCGCGGCGCUCUGUGGGUGUCUUCUGCAGACGGCCGAAUCAAAGGAUUCGACUGGCAGGCUCGCGAUGAUGCCUCUUUCCGGGAACUGAUGACCCGUAACGCAUGGGUCGAUGUGGAUGCACCUGUAACAAAUGGUUAUGGUGGAAACGAGGUCAAAGUGAAGAUUGUCCUCGCGAGCGAGGACAAUAAUGAAUUCUUCUUCCCAGGUUUCAUCGACACACAUAUUCAUGCACCGCAAUUUCCUAACGUGGGCCUGUUCGGCUCUUCGACUCUGCUGGAUUGGCUGGAAACAUAUACGUUUCCCGUUGAGUCUGGCUUUGGCGUCCAGGGAGACGAGCCCAACGGAGAUGCCAAACUUCCAAAAGACGCAACCCCAUCUGCACUGCGGAUCUAUGACCAAGUCGUUGCACGUACCUUGUCUCACGGCACGACAUGCGCAUCGUACUUUGCCACGAUCCAUGUCCCGGCGACCAAUGCACUUGCGGCACUAUGCCACUCGCGCGGACAGCGUGCGUUCAUCGGACGCGUGUGCAUGGAUAGCCCAGACUUCUGCCCUCCUUAUUAUAAGGACCUCUCGGCUGAUGACUCACUAAGCGCGACGAGAUCCACUAUUGAGUAUAUCCAUGCUCUUGACCCGAAGGGUAACCUUGUUAAGCCGAUCAUCACUCCACGGUUCGUGCCGACCUGCACGCGGCCUGCUCUAGAGGGACUCGGAAAGCUGGCGGCGGAGUUCAACCCACCACUACACAUUCAAACACAUAUCUCCGAGAACACGAACGAGGUCAAGCUCGUCAAGGAGUUAUUCCCUGAAUCAAAGAGCUACGCAGAUGUCUACGACAAGUAUAACCUACUCACGAAGCGGACGAUCCUGGCUCAUGCCGUUCACCUCACCCCCGACGAGCGCACUCUGGUUCGUCAGCGGGACGCGAAGAUCUCACAUUGUCCGGCGUCAAACUCGGCUCUUGGAUCGGGUAUUGCCCCCGUUCGCGUCUUCCUUGACGAAGGCAUUACCGUUGGCCUGGGCACGGACGUGAGCGGUGGUUAUAGUCCCAGCAUCCUCGAAGCUGCGCGCCAGGCUUGUCUCGUGUCCAGACUACUCGGCCAUACUAAAUCUUUCUGCCAAACGGGAAACAAGCAUGCACAUGAGAACGGAUAUGUCGACAAGCCCACCAUCGGCCGCGAGAAACUGUCUGUCGAAGAGAGUUUGUACCUCGCAACCCGCGGCGGUGCAGCGGUCGUGGACAUGGCAGAUGAUCUCGGUGGAUUCGACAAGGGCAUGAUCUGGGAUGCGCAACUCAUCGAGCUCGGGGCUGUCCGAGAAUUAAGCCAGAACCCACUCGAGGCGCAAACUGAAGGUACUUCCAGUCUGGUGAAGACUGGUCCGGUUGGUAACGUGGAUCUCUUUGGAACGGAGACGUGGGAGGAGAAAAUCCACAAGUGGGUUUGGAGUGGUGAUGAUCGUAAUGUCAAGGCUGUUUGGGUCGCCGGACGGCUGGUUCAUUCGAGAUCCUAGGGAUCUUUGAUGAAUGAUUUGUUUUUUUGACUGUGUACUCUUAGCGGAUGGUUGUACCCUCUUGGGCACCCCUUAUUGACUGGGGAUUAUAGAUUUGGAGAGCAUAGAGAGACAUGUUAAUAAUUUGUUGAUUGUAUAUGCCAGUGAUCUAACAAGUAAUUUUUGAUGA
Molecule: messenger RNA, 2742 nt
Organism: Penicillium brasilianum
Lineage: Eukaryota; Fungi; Ascomycota; Eurotiomycetes; Eurotiales; Aspergillaceae
Source: the annotation of a GenBank genome assembly